Impatiens glandulifera is the source of this 1854-nucleotide messenger RNA. Its product is annotated as beta-glucosidase 24-like. The coding region runs from base 29 to 1633 and encodes 534 amino acids. The transcript has 13 exons. NCBI's taxonomy places the organism in Eukaryota, Viridiplantae, Streptophyta, Magnoliopsida, Ericales, Balsaminaceae. Gene Ontology annotation, molecular function: beta-glucosidase activity. Gene Ontology annotation, biological process: carbohydrate metabolic process. The record is from RefSeq and is a predicted model, not a curated record.
UUCAACUUUAAAGGCAUUACCAUUGAUAAUGGAGAAGCAACUAAUUCUUCUCUUUACUCAAUGUCUUUGGUUGUUUACUCUCUUAACAUUUCCUUCCUUCAUAAAUUGUCAUCUCGAACCUCAUUUGCCCUCGCAUGAUGUUUACUCUUUGAACCGAUUUGACUUCCCUAAACAUUUUAUGUUUGGGGCUGCUACUUCAGCUUAUCAGUAUGAAGGUGCAGCAUUUUCUGAUGGCAAAGGGUUAAGUAUCUGGGAUACUUUCACUCAUGAACAACCAUGGAAAGUAGCAAAUCAUAGUAACGGAGAUGUGGCACUUGAUUCAUACAAUCGUUACAAGGAAGAUUUUAAUAUCUUAAACAACAUUGGCAUGGAUGCUUACAGAAUGUCAAUCUCAUGGAGCAGAAUAUUGCCUAAUGGAUCCUUGAAGGGUGGUAGGAAUGAGCUCGGCAUCCAACAUUACAAAAAAAUCUUCAAUGAGCUUGAAUCGAAAGGUACAAAGCCAUUUGUGACUAUAUUCCAUUGGGAUCUUCCGCAAGCACUUGAGGACGAAUAUAUGGGUUUUCUCAGUCGCGAUAUUGUGCAAGAUUACGUUGACUAUGCGGAAAUUCUUUUUCAAGAAUUUGGUGAUAAAGUAAAAUAUUGGUCUACUUUUAACGAGCCAUACAUGUUUAUUGUCGGUGGUUAUAUCAAUGGUAGCAUGGCUCCGGGUUAUUGUUCUCCUUGGUUGACAAAAUUGAAUUGCACACGCGGAGAUUCGGCAGUUGAACCUUAUUUGGUUGCUCAUUAUAUGCUUCUUGCUCAUGCAGCGGUCGUUAAACUAUAUAGAGAAAAAUAUCAGAAAAAGCAAGGAGGUGAAAUUGGAAUAGCUCAUGUUGCUGAUUGGACUGUACCACUCACACAAUCUGCAGCAGACAAGGAAGCUAGGGAAAGGGCUACUGAUUUCAGCUUUGGAUGGUUUGUUGAGCCUAUGAUACACGGUGACUACCCUGAAGUGAUGCGUCGCAAUGUAGGAGUCAGACUUCCGAAAUUUACCGAAGAAGAGUCUGCUUCAUUGAUAGGUUCAUUUGAUUUCAUUGGUCUAAAUUAUUAUUCAGCAAAAUAUGUAUUCAAUAGAAAAGUUCCAGCUAAUCCAAGUGAAGAGACAUACUUCACAGAUAUUAAUGUCUACACUACAGCUGAGCGCAACGGGCAACUAAUUGGGAUUCCGGCUCCUGGUUCAUCUUGGAUUAAUGUCUAUCCAAGGGGAAUUCGUGAUUUCCUUAUCCAUGUAAAGGAUAAAUAUGGAAACCCAAAAGUUUUUAUCACUGAAAAUGGGAUAUGUGAAAAAAAUGAUCCCUCAAUUCCUCUUAGUGAUGCCCUUAAUGACCCAUGGAGAAUCAAGUACCACUUUUCCCACCUUGACUUCCUUAGAGUUGCUAUAGAGGAAGGUUCAAAUGUGCACGGAUACUUUGUAUGGACGUUGUUGGAUGACCUUGAAUGGAGCUCUGGCUACACACAUCGUUUUGGAAUUAGUUACAUCGACUUUCAAGACAACCUCAAGAGACACAAGAAAGCUUCUUAUGAUUGGUUCAGAUUAUUUCUUAGGCGUUUGUUGAAGGAUGAUUUGGAUGAGGAAUUAAAAGAGGAAUUAUGAGAGAUGAACCAACAUAAUUAAGUAAUUGUCAUAAAGACAUAUGUAUGUUUUAUGAAUAAGAUCAAAAGUACUGGUCAAUGAUCUGCUAUCAUAAUUUUUUAAGGUCCUACUUAUGAUGAUAAUUGAUAUAGUAAUGCUAUGUACCCGAGCCAAAUAUUAUUGUAAUAAGGCCAUGGUGCUAGGAUAAUUUGUAAUUUUCUUUAUAAACUUUGCUUCAUGUA